AUGAUCCAACUAAAGACCAUGGUCAAUGUGAUCGACAACUCUGGAGCCGCAGUAGCAGAAUGCGUCAAAGUACUGAAGAUGAAGCGACACGCCAAAAUCGGCGACCGGAUAAUAGUAGUAGUACAAAAGCAACGCAACUUCGGUCCGGAGACGGGCGGAGGAGGCUCAGUAUCAGUCUCUGCCGCCAACAAGGUCCGACGAGGCGACAUCCGGCACGCGGUCGUGGUGCGCACGGCGAAGAAGUACCAGCGGCCCGACGGCAGCGUGGUGAGAUUCGACGACAACGCUUGCGUGCUGAUAAAUAAGGGUGGCGAGCCGAUUGGCACGAGGUUGAGCGGAAUCGUAGGGAAGGAGAUUCGGGAGAAGGGGUGGAGUAAGAUAUUGAGUUUGGCGCCGAUGCAUCUGUAA
Baudoinia panamericana UAMH 10762 is the source of this 408-nucleotide messenger RNA. RefSeq lists its product as uncharacterized. The transcript has 3 exons. Bases 1 to 408 code for a protein of 135 amino acids. Gene Ontology annotation, biological process: translation. Gene Ontology annotation, molecular function: large ribosomal subunit rRNA binding; structural constituent of ribosome. The record is from RefSeq and is a predicted model, not a curated record. NCBI's taxonomy places the organism in Eukaryota, Fungi, Ascomycota, Dothideomycetes, Mycosphaerellales, Teratosphaeriaceae. Gene Ontology annotation, cellular component: mitochondrial large ribosomal subunit; ribosome.